Messenger RNA from Trichoderma virens Gv29-8, 421 nucleotides. RefSeq lists its product as uncharacterized. Lineage: Eukaryota; Fungi; Ascomycota; Sordariomycetes; Hypocreales; Hypocreaceae. Bases 87 to 341 code for a protein of 84 amino acids. The transcript has a single exon. The record is from RefSeq and is a predicted model, not a curated record.
CAUGAAUGACUCGGGCUUAUUGCCUUUAUUCUCCAUUGAUUGCAGUCCUCAGGACUGUAGCAUACAUACAUGGUACUCAAACAUACAUGUGCCGGCAGGCUCUCAGAAAUUGUCCAUCGUUGAUGCCAUCGCCGUUGCCAUCGCAGUGUCUCAGAUUCCACCGCAGGCCGGUAGAGGCACACGAUUAUCUCCCUGCCUCGGUAAUGUAUAGCGCGCGUCGAUACGCGCAGACCAGCCCGAAGCCAUCCUUCAUCACGGCCGUAAAUCACUCCUCCUCCAAAUUCCGAUCAGUCCUCCCAUCCCUCCCCUUUGUCGGAAAUGCAAAGUCAACUGCAAAAUAGAAAAAAACGAGUACACACUAAACAAGCCGCCAUGUUGUGCCGUAUUCGUUGCCAUGUGACCUCUCUUCUAUACCAGGUUU